AUGAGAAGAAGUAACUUCAUGAAGUUGGCUCAGAUCACUCCUGCUAAUCGUUCAACCCUUACUACAAAGCACAACUUUACAUCUACAUCUACGAAUCACAACUUCUCAGAAGACCAACUGUCACAGGAUACCAAGGUUGCUGAUAUGACUGAUGAUUUGCCAAUACAAGGGCAUCUGAAGGAACACACAUUCAAGUCUUUAGGGCUUAAGAAAGCUAAAACAACAGACAGAUCCAAAGAUGCUGUUGGCUCAGAUGUCUCUUCAAAAUUGCCUCAAAAUAUAGGGUCAAGAGCUUUGGCCAGAUACCAAUAUGAAGGAUCUACACCUGAACCAAAGAAAAGCACUACAACAACAGCAUGCGGAAAGAAUGAGGCAACCUGUGAAAAGUCUGAAGGCCAGGAAUCUAACUCAGGGCUAGCGUUCUUGAAGCUGGCUCAAGAAAAGCUUAGUUGCGCAGAGUACAAAGAGUAUGUUGAAUAUAUGAAGGCCUUAAAAUCGAAAACUAUGCAUAUCAAGGACUCACUUGAAGCAAUAACAAAGCUUUUUUCGUCCCCAGGAAAACUUCCACUUCUUGAAGGGUUCAGGGUUUUUGUUCCAAAGAACCAUCUUCCAUUAUAUGAGCAGCUUGUUCGAAGAUAUAGUGUUUGUAGUUCAUGA
Molecule: messenger RNA, 657 nt
Organism: Miscanthus lutarioriparius
Lineage: Eukaryota; Viridiplantae; Streptophyta; Magnoliopsida; Poales; Poaceae
Source: the annotation of a GenBank genome assembly